Carya illinoinensis is the source of this 1038-nucleotide messenger RNA. Its product is annotated as transcription factor bHLH149-like. Gene Ontology annotation, molecular function: protein dimerization activity. The transcript is spliced from 2 exons. Bases 240 to 833 code for a protein of 197 amino acids. The record is from RefSeq and is a predicted model, not a curated record. Lineage: Eukaryota; Viridiplantae; Streptophyta; Magnoliopsida; Fagales; Juglandaceae. Gene Ontology annotation, biological process: regulation of DNA-templated transcription.
CCGUAUCCACGCCUUUCAGCCUGCCUUUGUUUCUUUGCUUCUUCCCUUCCAUCUCUGUCUCUCUCUCUCUCUGAGAGACGCGAAACUGAAACUUCCACGAGACACAACCCUAUUUCACUCCUAAACUAUUAGCCAUCUCUAUUCUCUUCCUUCUCCUCCUCCUCUCCGGAGGUAUAUAUUUAUUAGCAAGUUUGUUGUUAGCUUUCGCACUUCCAAAGGUUUCUGUUGGAUUGCUUUCCAUGGCGUCUUCCAUAUCCGAGACGAAUUUUGAGGAGUCGAAGCGAAUAAAGCGGAGGAAAACCGGGGACGAACUGCGAGAUCCGGAUACGAUAGACCACACCAGAUGGAGAUCCGAAUCGGAGCAGAGGAUCUACUCCACAAAGCUUGUUGAGGCUAUCCGGCAGGUCCGCCGGAAUUCCUCGCCUGAGAAUAAGGUAUCCUCUGGCCGCGACAUCCGAGAUGCGGCGGACGGGGUUCUGGCUGUGGCGGCCAAGGGUAGGACUCGUUGGAGCCGGGCGAUUCUGGCGAGUCGGCUCAGGUUGAGACUCGCUCACAACAACAUGAAGCACAAGAAGGCGAGGGUGGCGAAGGUGACGGGCUCUAUCCGGUCGAAGAUGCCAGAGAAGAAGCGGUCUAUACCGGCUCUGCAGAGGAAAGCGAAGGUACUGAGCCGUUUGGUUCCCGGUUGUCGGAAAGUCUCGUUCCCGAACCUUUUGGAAGAAACGACCGAUUACAUUUCGGCUUUGGAGAUGCAGGUCCGAGCCAUGGCCGCACUCACCGAGCUCCUCACCGGUUCGCCGGUCGACCGGCUCACCUCGACCUCUGACUCGUAAGACCUUGGCUUUACCGUGCCAGGUGUCCUUAGUUUUUUUUUCCCUUUAAUUUUCCCCCUUUAAAUAUUGUUUAUGAAUUUAUAAAUUCAUGCAUUUCAUCGUGUACAUGACUUUUUCUUCCUUUGGAGCUCCAUCCACUAUCUUUAAUUUUUUUUUUUAUAAAUAAUUUAUUCUUUAAUUGAAUUGAAUAUGCUAUGCUACCCAA